Molecule: messenger RNA, 435 nt
Organism: Gongylonema pulchrum
Lineage: Eukaryota; Metazoa; Nematoda; Chromadorea; Rhabditida; Gongylonematidae
Source: the annotation of a GenBank genome assembly
CAUAAUGUGACCGAGGUACAGUCAUGGCUAUCAGCUAAGGGGCUACCUGCCCAUCGCGAUACACUGGAACCACUGGUACAGGCGUCACAUCUGUUGCAAUCGAAGAAAGAUGAAUCCAACCUUGAAACUUUAUGUGGUGAAAUGACUUCGAAGUUGAAGCCAAAGCAGGUGAUCGCCAUAUUGCAACACUAUGCGCCGUCGGAUGGUUUUGAAGAAAGGCGGCUAAGCCCUGAUUUUCUUGUUAAGGUUUCCGAACGAUUGAACGCUCGGACAAGGGCUAACGGCGGGACGGAAGCUGACAUUAAUACGCUGAUUAUGAUGGGCACUUAUCUGACACCGUUCAAUUCCGAGCCAUUUGUUUACUCAGACUUCAAUCUCGAGACGCUGUCGCUGCCAACAUGCUUGCACCUGCAGGCAGUGUGUAGGUUAUUGUGA